GACAGGGGAGUCCUACUGCAUAGACGAGAUUAACAACCUUAUGGAUUGCUCCAGGACCCCCGAUCCCACAGCUUGCGCGAAGGAGUUUUUCCUUUUCCGCGAGUGCAACCGGCCGGAUGGACCGCACAUGCUCAUAGAGGAACACCUGGACAAGUACAACGUUAGCAGCGCCACCAUAGGGCCAGUGGACGCCCCAGAAAGGGUCAAUUCCAACACGGCGGCAUUUCUGGAAAAAAUGAAAGAAACUUUGCACUUAAAAAAUUUUAAGGAAAAAUUUGUUGCGUACAAGUGGUG
Messenger RNA from Plasmodium cynomolgi strain B, 294 nucleotides. RefSeq lists its product as hypothetical. NCBI's taxonomy places the organism in Eukaryota, Apicomplexa, Aconoidasida, Haemosporida, Plasmodiidae. The record is from RefSeq and is a predicted model, not a curated record. The transcript has 3 exons. The annotation marks the transcript as partial.